Messenger RNA from Prorocentrum cordatum, 9550 nucleotides. The record is from the annotation of a GenBank genome assembly. Lineage: Eukaryota; Dinophyceae; Prorocentrales; Prorocentraceae.
CGGCAGAGGGAGCGCCGGGCGUCGGCGCGGGCCCUCCUGCGCGUCUUGAAGGCUGCCGACACGCUCAGCAACCACCACUCGGCGCAGAAGCACCAGCGCAACCAGCAGUACGAGCUGCAGGACUUCGAGACCAGCAAGAUGGCGACCAACACGAAGUCUCACGGCCAUCCAGUGGGGGCCAAACCGUGGCCAUGGAGGUCAAGUACACCAGCGUCUGGAUCCGCUCAUCGCCGACACAAUGGAGGGCAAAGACAGCAGCAGCCACGGUACCAGCACCAGCACAACCAGCACCACCACAACUCCCACCACGACGAGGAUCGACAGCAGCACAACGACGUCCACUAUCAACAGAAGUAUCAGUACGACUCCACGACAUCGAGAACGAAGCGGACUCCAUCAAGGAGACGCCACCAGGCCCCCGAAGACUCCACCAACGACCACCGACAUCUGCCAAAGCUUACGAAACGACAAUUGGAGGUCACUGACAAGAUAAUGCCCGCCCUUCUUUCGGAGGCCAAGGGACACGAGAGCUUUUCUCUUCCUCCCGACGAGCCAGACAUACGUCGGGUAUGGCACGCCACCAAGGUGGCGAGGAUGGCACGUCUCGCCGACCAAGUACAUGGAGCCAUGCAAGCACAAGUCGACCCAACCCGCCUCAUCGAGGAGCUAGCCAUAGUCAAGACCAUGAUCCACCUGCUGGACACACCGACGGCUCGCAUCGCACAAUACAGAUCCCAAGUGGAGUCACGGAUCCAGAGACAGCAGACCGUCGAGAGCCAGCUCAAUGACCUCAAUAAGGAGCACGACGAAAUCAAGGGCGAGAUCGCAUCCCUCAAGGCACUCAUCUCCGAGGCCAAGAAGUAUCGAGAACACGCUGAACUUUACGAAGACAGCUGUGACGGGGACGGUGAAGACGACGGGCGCCAUCGAGUCAGAGGCAAGACACCACACCCCGAGAGACGACAACGACCACCAUCUCGGCAACCCGCGUCUGAGCCAGCGCCUGCUCCGACCACCAACGACGGCAGCGACCUGCGGAACCUCAUCGACGUGCUGACGAGGAGAGUGGAUGAGCAGCAGCGCAACCACGGGAUACACCAACACCAUCUGGCGUUUCUCCAUCAUGAACGAGCCGAAUCCGAACAACAAGAAGCACAGCGUCAACGGCAGACCGAGCAGAUUCAGGAGCUUUCGCAACACUUACAGCACUGCCGAGUACAACUCCAGCAGGCACAAAUCCAGCAGAGACAGUCGUACUACGAAGAGAUCCAAGUCUUCCGACAACGCGAGGAGCGGCUCCGACACGAGGCUCACGAAUCCAUCACGGAGAACAUGGCUCACUACCAGCAGAAGGAGGCCUACCUGCGCGACCAGCUCAGGGAGGAAGAGUCAGCUCACCUCGCCACGUUCAUCAACCAGAGGAAGCAAGAGGAAGAGACUUUCCGACACCAGCUACAGGAGAAUGCGGAGAUCAUGGUCAAACAAUAUCAACAACGAUGCCACGAACAACAGCAGCGUCUUCUCUCAGAGAAAGCUCAGGCCCAGCAGGACAUCGGCAACAUCGCGAGGCUUGAACAGAACCAGCUACAGGAUGCUAAGGAGCUACUUUUGGAGGAGUUCGGACAGGUCCAGGCUCAGAAGUACCGUACCUUGAUGGCCCAGAGCGAGUACAACAGCGAGAUCGACAAGCUUCGAGGAUCUUCCAGUGACAUGCAACGCUUCGAGAAUGAACUCCAGGAGCAGCACCAACUCCAACUACAGGAGCACCUUCAGCAACACAGACAGGAGCGCGAGCGACUGCAUUGCGAACUACGGCAAGCCCACGAGUUCGGCACAAGCAUCGACGUGGACAUCCUCAGGGAGCUCGACACACAACUCCAAGAACGAGACGAGGGAGACGCACGACUGCAAGCCCAAGCAGACGCUGAACAAGCACAAGUCGACAAACAGAUACAAGCGGCACUCGACCUGCUGACACCACCCCCUACCUCCGACGACUCGGGCUAUCAACUCUACUUCAGAAACCGAGGCAGCAGUAGUGGUGGACAGCCCAGCGGCAGCGGACAGCGCAACAGCACACCACCACCACGACCAGCACCUGUGACGCCAAACGCCACUCCUGUUGCGCGACGCCCAUGCCACGACGCCGACGACGCCAGCGUGCACACUCCAAUUCCAGCUGACGACGACGACCUUUGCAGCCCAACCCCCGUUGCGAGCGAUGCAUAUCCCUUCCCUGUCCCCACGCCUUUACCGACCCCCGCCUCGCACACGCCGAUCCCCACCGAGCAGCCUACGCCCAUCGACUUCCACCCACCCGACCCGCAGAAUGACCGACCCAGCUCGGCGCCACCACCACGCACCAGAAGGACAGACUCAACUCAACACAACCACCCAUCCACUACUCUUCUCAUCGACAUCACCUCCGACGACGACGCACCACCACCUUCCACCCCAGUGCGCAUUCCACUAGCCGACAUAUCCCCUACCGCACCGAUGCAGCCAAUCCAACCACCACCCCGCUUCCACCUCGCCACGCCAGACCGCGCCACCUCCGCUCCACCGCCCCGCACCGCCCUCCGAAAAAACGGAUCAUCUAGACGAGCGACCAAGCCAAAGAAAGUCCGUAUCUGCGACAUCGGAGACGGCUUCGCAGACCCAGGAGACCGAGUGCCAACCUUCCUCAACGACGAGGAAGUCCCUGCAGUCAACUCGCCAAAAAACUAACGAGGCCCUCACCCCCUGGGGGGCAACUGGCCCAGGGGGAGCGGCCCAGCAUUACACCAGAAGACUGCCAGCGCAACGACGGCACUUCCGACUCCUGCAGUGGUUAUGCCGACGACGUCAAGCGCCGAUUAUUUGAGCCCCUGGUGAGCUACGAUUCACCACGCGACACUUCACAAGUUUCACCUACCCUCUCAACAGCCAACAGAGGCAUGCGCGAUGGGGAGAGCGCACCUCCAGACCUGUACGAGCACGGCGACAUGUGGGAAAUCCACACACCGCCCAACAUACCACAGCCUAGUAGUGGACCGUGGACCAUCCCCUCGGCCUCUACCUCUCGCUUGGGGAGCGCGAGAAGGCUGUCUCACACAGACCCCAUACUAGAACCACAUACACUAGCGGACCGACCAACUACUGCCACCCGACCCCGACGGCAGCAUGUCGACUCACAUCCUCCACCAGCGGAAGCCCAGUCACGGUCGAUCCCGACGAUGACGACGCCACCGCCUACGCCUCGAGAGGAAGAAUCGCUUUGUGAGUACGACACAGGGGGGGGGCAAGAACGACCAGAGCCACCAACAAGGCAUCGACGCACUAGCCAUUUUGGCCAAGAUGGCGAUCGAGACCGACAAUUUUGUGACCUACUGAGCCGGCCAUGUACAUCAAUUCCCUGCCGGCCACAACCUCCCAUUUUUGACUCCCCUGAAGUUACCCAGAUGCCACACGGACAGACCAACCUGCCGAAUGCGGAGAGCCACGAGGCAGCACGGCAUGUCCGCUUCUCCCGCGAGGUCCACACCCGCGACCAGGAGACCGACAAUAUCCUCUACCACAUCGACUUCGACGAGCAGGAGCCCUUACUCCAGCACCUUCGACGACUUCAGGCUCCCAGGCUUACCUUCGAAUUUACCGAACGAUGCCACAACGAAGUUUCAGAUUACAUGAUGCGAACAUUCCCAUACCGACAGCUCCUACGAGAUUCUCGCCUGCACUUAUACACCGACGGCUCCAAACACCCACGCCAACAUGGUCAAGACGGAUGGUCAGUGGUACUCGUCGGUGAAGACGAAGAAGGUUUCUCUUUUCAAGGCGCAAUAGUCGGCAAGCACCGCGACUCCACCCUCGUGGAGAUCCAAAACCUCACGGACAACGAGACCACCUCGACAUCCAGCGAGAUCACAGCGCUCAUCUGGGCGCUCGCCUACAUCAUCCACAAGGACAUCAACCACAGGAUAUCGGUCCACUCCGACUCGCUGGGAGCGAUCCAACUGGCCAGGAUGGAGGCUUUUACUAACCGAGACGCCCACCUCGUGCAGCUACUGGUGAUCAUGUACUCGCACGUCAAGGAAUAUGUCGACCUGCGUCACGUUCACGCCCACGAGAUGAACCCCUGGAACGAAGUUGCCGACGCCGCAGCCAACUACGCCCGCAUCGAGGACUACCCGCACCCACAACCUGAAUGGGCUAACAUACUCAACGCGUCCCCUCAGCGCUGCUGGGAAUUCCUACUUGACGCCGACAACCACACCAAGGACGCUUACCCAUCCUUUUCACCUGGGAUGCUCAAGGCCCAACGCGUCGAUACUACGGCAACGACAGCCCACCUCUCGACACCAACCAAGUCCACGAAGACCUCGACAGAGAUAGAUGUCAACAUCGCCACCUACAACAUCCAGUCAGGGCGCGAACCUGGCCACGGCGCUCGACGACGCAAAGAAAAGAUACACAAGCUCAGAAAGACAAUGCUCAACCUGUACAUGGAGGACCUCCACCUGAUUGGCAUCCAGGAAGCCCGCGCGCCCUGGGGAGUUCGCAGCGGCAACGACAUCACCAGCACGAGUGCGUACGCCUACCACGUCAUCUCAGGGGGGCACGAUCAGUACAACCUCGGCUGCGAGCUCCACAUACUCACCAGCAAGCCGUACGGAAAGGCAGGAGCCAAGGACCUCUACUUCCGCCCCGAUCAGUUCACCGUCAUCGAGCACAGCCCUCGGCAUCUCGUAGUAAGGAUCGAAGCCCCAGGAUUUCGACAUACAGUCUGCGUCGCCCAUGCACCACAUUCUCGAGCUAAACCACACGAGAAGGAUACCUUCUGGGAGAUGAUCGAGUGCGCAACGUCUAACCACAAUAUCAACAUCUUCCUCAUCGAUGCCAACGCUCGAACAGGCAGCUUAUGCAGCCAGGCAAUCGGCGAUCAAGGCUUCAAGCAAAAGGAGGACGACAACGGCGAACGCUUCCACAAGGUCCUGCAAGGCAACUCUCUCAUAGCCGCGAACACCUUCAAAAGCGGAGGCCAGGACCACUACACAUGGGACUCAGGCAAGGACGUACAUAGACUGGACUACAUAGUGGUUGGCCACGAGCUUUUCGACUCCAUAUCCCACACGUCCGUAAUGUACGGUAUCGACACAGAACACGACCACUCACAAAAGAACGACCACUUCCCCGUCAAGGCUAACCUCGCCUACACCGUCGAGACCGCCUACCAGCACGGCACGCCCAAGCUCGACACCGCUAAGCUCGACUCCGAGACAGCCAAGAACGACUUUCAACGACGCCUGCAGCAGAUCCAACACCCCCCCUGGGAGACCAACCUCAACGACCAUACCAAGAGCAUCGUCGAUCAGAUAAAGGACGCAGCAUACGCCAGCUUCAAGAAGCAGCACCAUGCCCCCCGCAAGCCCUACAUUACCGAGGCCUCCUACGCUCUUCUUAGAUUCCGACGCACCCUCAUUAAGACGAUCCGCAUCGUGAAAAGGAAUGGAAUUGGCUCCAAGAAGUCACGCAGACGGAUCCGAUACACCGCGCACCUCAUUGCAAACCAGUCAGCAUCAGCGUCCCCUGACGACGUCAUCCACCUCAUGGACAUCCCUGGAUACACUCAGCUGAUGAUCAAGACCAUCCUCUUCAUCAACCAUACGGACCCCGACCAUACCACGGCUCCUUACCACGACGGUACCUACGGCACGACCACUUUCACUACGAACCUUUUCGACUCAUACUUGAGCUUCAUCCAAGACGCCGACCGCGUUCUCAGAAUCCGCCUCGACCAUGACCGCGACGCCCACCUUGAGAGCUUCUCCGACAAUAUGAUAUUAUCAGCCGCAGGGAAUGCCCCGCGGAAGGAAUGGGCAAACGUGAGGGCCUUACUCACAUGCGGCGGCCGAACGCCUAAGAGAACUCCGACUCCCAAAAUACGCCAAGACGAUAACGGAGCUCCACUCACGACGCCACAAGCCAUUGCGGAGCACGCCCUUCGAUACUACGGCAACAUCGAGAAUGGCAUCAACACCGACAUCGAAGGCGUCGUCAAGCACUACAACAACAAGACUGCACACACCAAGCCGAUACCCCACAUCAACAACGUCCAGACCAUCCACAACCUGACAGCCGCCCUGGCAGCCUCCAAGAAAGGCAAACGCGGCGGGCCUGACGGGAACACCGACGACAUGGCACGAGCGGCGCCGCGCCAGAUUGCCCGACUUCUGCACCCCAUCAUGAUGAAGAUGCAGCUGAUGACGACGGAGCCCAUUUCGGCGAAGGGCGGAUUCUCCACCCAUUUCUCCAAAGGACAAGGACAGCUUCAUCUGCAGAAAGCCUACAGGGGCAUCCUACUGAACAACACUAUUGGCAAGAUCAACAGCAAGUUCCUGAGAGGCCUCUUCCGCGACAUCUUACCCGACCUGCUCAUGGACACACAAUGCGGCGCCGUCCCUCACAAGGCGACUGACUUCAUCACCCACACCGCCUAUACCUUCUUGGACGACUGCCGUGCACAGGCUCGCACGGGCAGCAUACUCUUCCUGGACUUGAGAGAAGCAUUUCAUUCGGUAAUAAGGGAGUUCAUUUUCCAGCUGCCGACUCAGGAGGACGAGCUCGAAGAUGUCAUCGACAACAUCGAGAUUCCCAUAUGCCUCCUCCCCUCCCUACGACAACGGCUUCGCUGUCCAGCACAUCUCAACGCCCACGUCGACGACUCCCACCUCUGCGCCCUCGUGGCCGACCACCACACGGCCAACUGGAUGACCGCCAAGGGCACCGACGCAUACGUGAUCCCACGCACCAGUACCAGGCCAGGGGUGCCAUACUCCGACGCGGCCUUCAACAUGCAUUUCUCCCUAGUGCUUCAGGCCAUCGCCGACGACGCUGAAGGGGCAGAAGAUGGUGAGAGUGGCCACCACAUCCGCCCCUGCGACAACCCGCUCUUCUCUACGGCCCCGCAUCAAGGCGGCAAGCUGACUAACAUGUCCUUCGUCGACGACCUCACCGACUUCAACUCGACCACCAGCCACUCCGACAUCAUUGACAUUACGAAAACUUCAGCCGAACGUCUAUGCCGUACCGCCUUCACCUAUGGGCUCAAGCCGCACCCAGACAAGACCAAGGUUAUCAUCUCCUUUAACGGGACGGGCUCCAACGUCGCACGCAGCAGGCUUGCACAGCAAAACAUUACGUCAAUCCAGCUGAGCAUCAUGUCGAUCUCGGUCCAGAUCGCAGACCAGCACCGACUCUUAGGCACUAUCCUAACCAACGGCAGCAUGGGACCCGAGGUACAGAAUCGCAUGCGACGAACCGAAGCUUCGGCACGAGCUCUUGAGAGGCAAAUCCUAAGACGACGACGCCUACCCCGCAAAACGAAGAUCAAGUACGUGCACGCCCUCUCGACCGCCUCAUUGACCUUCAACCAUCACGUCUGGCCAACACUGACCCAGACCGACCACCAGCGCAUCUCCAACGCCUACUCGAAGCCCUACCGCACGGCAGCUGGACUACCCAAGACGAACUCGCAGCUUCAUCAUUUCACGGCCACCGAAGUAGUUGCUUACACAGGCAUCCCCGACUUCGACCACCACCAGUCUGCUGGAAGGUUGCGAUAUUUACCACGGCUUCUACGACACGCUCCUCAGCAGCUCCUCCAACUGCUUGACAACCAGCGACGGAGGAAGGGCUCAUGGACAUACAUGCUUUUCCAGGACUUCGAUUUCCUGCGCACAUACCUGGACGACCAGCGCUGGCCCACGACAAGCAAGCUCGACCCCGACGUUUUUGCAUGGGCUCGCACCACGCCGAAGCACUUCACCAACUCCGUCAACCUGGCCGUCACAAACUACAUCCGCGCCUUUAAAGACCACGCCCACGCCGACAAGCUCACCAAGGUGCUCAGACCCGACGGCCCCACGGGUGCGGACACUACGCCAUCACGCGACAACGGCGCCUACAACUUCAUCUGCUACGAGUGCGGAAUCGUAACCAAGACAAAGCAGGGCAUGGCAAUACAUAUCGGACGUGAACACCGACGACCUGAGCACCCGCGAAACUGGGCAUCGGGUACGUCGUGCAGAAUAUGCCGCCAGAACUUCCACUCCUUCGCCAAGCUAGUGAAGCAUCUAACCACGGUCGCCCGCUGCCGAAGGUCAUGGCACAUGUGGUACUUACAGGGACCUGCCCUCACGGAGGAGGACGUGGCCAACAACCAGUCGAUCUACGCGACCAGCAUAGCCGACAACAAACGCAGAGGACGCCCCGAACUAUACCACCAUAUCCCUACCCAUGCAUCCGACGUCACUCCCUUACCAUCACUCGACCUAUCACCUUCACCACCGCCAUUCUUCCCGACAGUACCUGAGCUCACACCACCACCACCAGCCCACCACCCUCGAACACCGACCAGAAACAGAUCUCUUCUUUACCUCACCAACACCGAGAGACACCCGAACGAUCUGUUGGACAUCACGGACCAACGACUAUGCUACAAGGGAAUGGUGAUGGAACGAGUUAUCAUGACCUUCGACGACCUCUACUCUGUCGACCACCCAUCACAGUACGACGCCCUCGACUCGAUCCACCAACACAUUCGACAAGGCGACUUCGCGGGAGUGAUGAUCAGCCUCUCAUCCAGGACGUGGACAGACCAAGGCGAGGGCGACCAGCAUGACAGAAAAGCAGCAUCUUCAAGAACAACCACAGAACCCUGGGGCAGAGUAAGCCUUGGAGGCGAGGCAGCCGAACGACGACUGGUCGCGAACCACCAUGCCCGCCUCGCCAUCCACACAUUCCACGUCGCCCACGUCGCCGAAGUACCAGCACUACUAGCACAAUCUGCAGCCCCAGCAGGGACAACGACGAUCUGGAACACUGAGAUGAUGUUCUACGCAGUGGAGAAUCUCGCUACGAAGAGACCGACCAUGGUAGACGUCACCAGCAGCAUCUAUGCAGUAUAUUACGGCUCCUCCGACGAGCACGACAAUCCAAUCGACAAUUUUGUCGCAUCCAUCGCGGGCAGCCCGAGCUGAUCAGAGUUGGCCGUAACAUGGCCCAUGAAGAUCAACAAGAGCGCGCACCACGGCAAGACCGCCGUAGCGCUCACGGAGACCGCCAACAACAUCAGGGACGCCCCCUCUAGGGAGAGGGGGGGGAGGACACGGUCCAGGUCUGACCUGGGCCGCCACCCGCGGGCAGGCCGUCAUGGGGGUAGCUCUCUUCCCCUCAGGCCUUCAAUGAGCCCCCUCCCCUCUCUCCACUUUGCCACCCCCAUGUGGCCUCUCCCUCCCCCUCCUUAGCGGAACUUUUGACCCCCCCUCCCCGGACAGCGUUUGCCUUCUGGGGUCUGUUGUGGGGCGUAAGCAUGCCUUGUAUUUGUGUCGUCCUUUUUUCCCCCGCCCCUUCCCUGGCGGAGCCUUGACGGCUCCUUCCCUGGGCCUUCCUGGCGGGGGUCGUGUAGGGGGGGUGCUCCCCUCCAGCGCGCCUUCGGCGCACGCGCGGGCACGCCCGCGCGGACGGCUGCGUCCCGCGAGGACAUGGAGCCGCGAGCGAAGCGAAGCGAAAG